AUGGGACCCAAGCCAGCAUCCAAGACCGCCACCAAGACCGGCAAGCAGGCUAACGCCGCUGCCAAAGCGGCCCUUAAGGGCUCGUAUGCGAACAAGAAGCGCGCCAUCAGGAAGAGCACCAGCUUCCACCGCCCCAAGACCCUCGAGCUGUCCCGCGCCCCCAAGUACCCUCGCAAGUCGGUCCCCCAUGCUCCUCGCAUGGACGCUGAGAAGGUCCUCAUCCACCCUCUCAACACCGAGUCGGCCAUGAAGAAGAUUGAGGAGAACAACACUCUUGUCUUCAUCUGCAACGUUAAGGCCAACAAGCGCCAAAUCGCUGCCGCCCUCAAGAAGCAGUACGACGUCAGCUGCGUCAAGAUCAACACCCUGAUCCGCCCCGACGGCUCAAAGAAGGCUUUCUGCCGCCUCACUGCCGAUGUCGACGCUCUCGACAUUGCGGCUACCAAGCUCGCCAUUGUUUAA
Molecule: messenger RNA, 462 nt
Organism: Bipolaris zeicola 26-R-13
Lineage: Eukaryota; Fungi; Ascomycota; Dothideomycetes; Pleosporales; Pleosporaceae
Exons: 4
Coding region: 1-462 (153 amino acids)
Biological process (GO): translation; ribosomal large subunit assembly
Cellular component (GO): ribosome; cytosolic large ribosomal subunit
Molecular function (GO): structural constituent of ribosome
Source: RefSeq, a predicted model, not a curated record